Molecule: messenger RNA, 6095 nt
Organism: Solea senegalensis (Senegalese sole)
Lineage: Eukaryota; Metazoa; Chordata; Actinopteri; Pleuronectiformes; Soleidae
Gene: e2f1
Product: E2F transcription factor 1
Exons: 7
Coding region: 1149-2513 (454 amino acids)
Biological process (GO): G1/S transition of mitotic cell cycle; regulation of transcription by RNA polymerase II
Cellular component (GO): Rb-E2F complex
Molecular function (GO): protein dimerization activity; DNA-binding transcription factor activity, RNA polymerase II-specific; RNA polymerase II cis-regulatory region sequence-specific DNA binding
Source: RefSeq, a predicted model, not a curated record
CGGUCAGAGCCCUGUUUAGAUGUAGAUCAGCUGAGACAAUAACAACAAUAACAGCCGAUAACGGGGUCUGGACGGCGCUUUUGUGGAUGGACCGCUCCCGCUGUGAACAAGCAAAGCACCAGCGACAUGUACCGUGAAGGAUGCGUGUGUAUUUCACCGCUUUAUUCUCUUUUAUUUCCAGUUUUGUAGGUGUGCCUCCUGCGUGCCCCAGCAAAACGAGGGGGCAGAAGAACUGCGGCUAUUAACUUAGCUAGCAUGCUAACGUGCCACAUAUGUCAUAGUAAAUGAUUAUCUGUGUUUUCUCUGCUGAACCAAGUGACGCUUCAUGACGUUAACUCUCUAAGAUGCCUUGUGAUGUAGAGAUUGGUUUUGUAUAAUAGAUAUUUUUAUUUUGAUGGCUCACUUCAAGGAAAGCAGCUGCAAAGUUUGAAUAGCCGUUUAAUGAAGCCCCGUAUGUGGCGUCGGUGGCUAUAACAUACAGUUUUAUGUCUGUUAUCAGAUUAAGUGGCUAGUUUUUGUGUAUUUGUGUUUGUGUGCUGUCAGGAACUAAGCUAAUGUCGUUAGCAGGAGGCUCAGUGUCUGUGGUGAAAGUCAGUGUGAGUAUGUGAGUGAUUGUGUGUGUGUGUGUGUGUGUGGCCAGGCCUCGCGGCUCUACUGUACUGACAACACACAUGAAAACAAAAGAUUAGCUUGUCCCUUUGGCUAGGUCGCUCUCCCCCUCUGCGUUUACUUAACAUCGCGACCAAAGUGCGACUCUUUCUUCGAUCACACGGCAGCGACGGAGCCUCUGCUCGCACAGCUGCUAUGCGUUUAGCAAUAUUAUAUUACUUGCCAAAUUUCCUGUUUGGCAGAACAGCCUGUCUUGUUGUUUCACCAUAACUAUAAACCCAAUGUAGUACCUGCUGUAGUUUCUUAUAAUCACAACGUAUACAUGAGUAGUAGCUUGUUUGUAGAGAGACAUGUUGGAGCUGCAUUUGAACACCUUCAGGGAAUCGUGCUGUUCCUGCUUAAAUUCACUGAGUGUAACAAAUGCAAAGGGGUGUGGAUCCUCUAUCUGACCACAGCAUCUCAGUGUGUGACACCACCGUCUCCUCUCAACACCUCAACAAUAGUCCAGUGGAGGGCAACUCAGUGACUGAGACAGUGCAAUGUCAGAGACUCUGAUCUCAGGGCAGACAUCGGAGGAUCUGUUGGCCGACUUUGAGACUCUGCUGAACUCUGGGGGCAUUGACCUGGGUGAGGACCACCAGAUAGUGAUCAUCACCAGCCCCAGCAAUGAUGGACUCCACCCGACCAUCGCUCCCACCAGCACGGGGGAGAUCCUGCUGUUUGCAACGCCACAGGGCCCCGCCGACGUGGGAAUCCAGGACAAGAGGCGACCGGCUCUGGGACGACCUCCGGUUAAGAGGAAGUUAGAUCUGGACAGUGACCAUCAGUAUGUCAGCACCACUCGACCGUCCAUAGGCCAAGCACCACCGUCCACACCUGCCCCACCCAGAGUUCCUCGAAUCACGACAGAGAAGUCGCGGUACGACACUUCCUUGAACCUGACCACCAAGCGCUUUCUGGACCUGUUGUCCCAGUCGGCCGACGGCGUGGUGGAUCUUAACUGGGCCUCGCAGGUCCUCGAUGUCCAGAAGAGACGCAUCUAUGACAUAACCAACGUCCUGGAGGGAAUUCAGCUCAUCUCCAAGAAGUCCAAGAACAAUAUCCAGUGGCUUGGUAAUCGAAUUGAUGCAGCGUUGGUUUCCCGCCAUAAGGAGUUGCAGAAGGAGGCGUGUGACCUCACGGAGGCUGAGGAGGAGCUGGACGAGCUCAUUACCAAAUGCAACCUACAGCUGCGGCUGCUCACGGAGGACCCGCAGAACAAGAAGUUGGGCUACGUGCGCUGUCAGGACUUGAGGAAGUCCUUUGAUUCUCCAGACCACCUGGUGAUGGUGAUCAGAGCUCCACCAGAGACCCAGAUGCAAGUUUCAGAACCCAGCGAGGGUUACCAGGUGUCGCUGAAGAGCUCGCGCGGCCCGAUCGAUGUGUUCCUCUGUCCGGAUGACAGCUCUGGCGUCUGCAGCCCUGUGACCGGAGGUAGUCCCACAAAACCAAAUGCUGACCCCCCGCUAGUGCCGCCUCCUACACAACCCACAGACCAAUCACACACUAGAAUUUCCACACCUGCCCUGGAGGUGGGUUUAUCGUCCCCGGGGUCAACGUCUUCUACGAUCACAGCAGCCUCCCAGCAGGACCCAACGUCACUGGUGUUAGGUGGGGACACAGAAUCACUGCUGGGAGGUGAUCCGUUCUCCAGCCUCGGAGACAUGCCUGACUUUGACCUCUCCCCUCUCUCCUCCUCGGACUUCCUGAACGGAGAAGGCCUCCCUCUCCCGUUAGACGGUUUCAUCAACUUGUCCCCCCCUCACAAUCACAAUUACCAUUUUGGACUGGAGGACCACGAAGGCAUCAGCGAACUGUUUGAUUGCGACUUUGGUGACCUAUCGCAGGUUUUGGGGGACAGUUAGAUGAAACAGACGGAGGAGGAGGAGGAGGUGAAACAUGGGCAAAUGUGUAGGACUUCUCUCUCUGUUUCCGUUUGCCUGGUAAGAAGACGACAAGAAAUUGGGAUUUUUAUGGACAAAUCUUGUUUAGAAAAAAAAGAAAGUAAAAAUGAAUGUUUAAAUUGUGGGGUGAAGGAAUAUUUUUUACGUAGUAAAUGCCAGUGAUCCCCAAAAUACCAACCUAAACUACGAAACCAUGAAGUCCCCCAAAUUGUACAGCACAUUAUCAGCACUUCUCGUUCGCCAUUUUAAAAAAAAAAACAACAAAAAAACUUUUAGACCAAGACUUCCAAACUAUAGUAUAGCUAUUUAAAUUAUUUAUAUGAAUGUUAUUUUGAUAUUUUGUACUUAAUGAGGUUUUUGUUGUUAUUGAUGAUAAUGUUUUAUCCAAGUUGAUUUUGCAGGUGUGGUGUAUGUGUAUGUAUGAGGAGGAGUGUGUGCUCAUUAGGCUGGUUACCUUAACACUGAUUAGGUUUCGUGCAACGACUAACAAAGCUGGUUUCUUAAGCUGUGGAGGUUUUUUCGGAGUUUGAUGUUCACGUAUGAUGAACGCAGCAGGAGAUUGUUUGGGAGCUGGAGAAUUUUGUGGCUCGCAGCCUCUCUGGACAAAUCCAGGUGAAUGUAUGAGCUUUAGUGCAUUCAGCUGUCGUUGGCUCAGUCUUAACUGUCACACAUGUGCAUCCCACUCCUGUAAGUUGAAGCCGCUGUAAUGAAACCAGCAUUAGCAGAAAUACACAUUCAUGUCCAGUCUUUCUAAAAGCAUCUUGGAUAUUGGAUGUUUCCCCUCACAAAUGAUUUGAGUCUAAAACACUGGAGUCCUGGAAAACUGGACCCUCAAACACUUCUGGAAUUAAGAGUGAAAUCCCAGGCCCAGACAAGAGUUGCACAUGUUCCCCACUCUUAUAAGAGUCAAUAAUAUAUUUCCUUUGUGAUGUCAGUGAACUCAAACACAUUUUUAGUGGGAUUUACACAGACCCGGUUCUAAAAUUAUUAUUUUUUUUAAUAUUAUAAAUCAAUAUUUACCAUGAGAUUUUCAGUGUCCGGUAUUCCAUCCUUCCAACCAUCUGUUUAGAGAAUCCAAACAAUGGUAGAAACUCCACAGUUAAUUAGGUCUUGGAGAAAAGUGUGUAGGAAAUCAGGUGAUGAUAGACUUCUACAGUUAUUCCAAUGAGCAAAAAACUAAUACUGAAUGUAUUGUUCUCUAUUAGUUAGUUAGGCGUUUAGCCAUAGUCUCAGGUGUUCGGAGCAAAGCAAAGUCUUAAAUCCACGUUUAUAAUCAACGUGAGAGUUUUAGAUGUAUUUCAUGGGUGACAUGUAAAGUUGAGUUUAGAUUUUUAGAGGUUAAGAUGAUGGAUGCGUAAAGAUACUGCAAGUCCCCCCCAUCCCCCCACCGCCUCAACCUUUCAGUCGAACUUUUAAUGUGAGAGUAGUUUUCCAAACUCUUAUUGUCAUGUGGCGAAGUUCCCAGCAGGUCUUGAGCUCUGGUAGGAUUGUUGAUAGGUUCAGUAAUUCCCCCACAAACCAUUCCCUCUUUGUGGAUUCUGGACAAAGUCAGUGUGGUUUGUCUAUCGUAGGUUCAUUUAGAUCAAUCUAAUCCAUGUAAACAGUGAUGGCGUCAGGGAGUGAAGUGGAAGUGAUAUCGUCUCGAUGGAAUUCAGGAGGGACGUGCGGCUAUUGUUCAGUAUAUGCACAUCAGGUCAGUUCAGGAAGUUAAUGUUUAUGCCUUAAAUCAAUGACCUUUCACCAAGUAAAGGGAUGCACAUCUUAUCUUAGACCUAAGGUGAUCAAUUCCUCACUGUUUUCCUAGGACAAUGGCAUUCGGCGUCGUCUCCACAUGCUACUAACACGCCUUCAUUGAAUUUCUGUUGAAACCAUGUUGAUUCGAAAUAAGCAGCAAUAAUGUCUUCAUGUUAUGUUUUCAUCGCGACAUGAAAAAAACUGUCCUGUGUGUUCUAGUUAGAAAUGUCUUUUUUCUUGUUCUAAAUUAUGUAAGCCAACAUCAUGUUUGUUUGCUUUUUUCGCAUUCCGUGUGUGUGGGGUUUUAAUAUCUGUGCAGGUGCACACGUGUGUGGAUUUUUGUUGUUGUUGAAUUUCAUAUUUAUUUUAAAAUAACAAAAUGUUUUUUCUGUCAGGAAGGGGCUUUAUACCCAUACAUUUACUCAUUAAAUCCAAACAAGUCAGACAUUGUUAAAUGUGUUUUUCAAUGAGCUUUGCUUGUAAAGUAUAGCGUCUGAUUAGUAUCACAUUUCUUUUUAGAAUUUCCCCCCCUUCAUAAAAAAAUGUCUUUGUAUGUCUAAUCUUUUUUGCAACUUUUGCAUUGGCUGAUGCCACAAAUGGUACUUUGUGGAGAAAUCAUUUUUCAACUGAUUCUGUAAACGUCAUUUGUCAUACCUGGUUCACUCACAUCAUAUAUGAUUAUCAUCAGUUCAGGGGCAGAAAACAAGUUAUGAACAAACUUGUUGCCAGUUAUCUCAUCUUGUUCUUUUUUUUGUCCCCAGGUCUGUAAAAGUAAACAACAAAGGGUGCACUAUGUAAGUGUUUUUGCUAUCGCUACAUGGCUAUCAUUAGCAGUAGCAGCUGUUUAUCUACGAGUUUAGCAUCAGACUUUGCUCCCAUGUGUUGCAACGGGAAACAACAGGUUUAACUCUGUUUCUUCCUUCUUCUGUUUUUUUUACCGUCAUCCCCUUUCUUCUCCUGCAGUUAGCAUGUUAGCAACAGGAGCGUGCUAACAAGCUACAGGGGGUGGCUGAAAGACAUGCUAACAGGCUAGCUCUAGCCUGGUCAGCCAGUCUUGCCACUUUCCACUUGAAACCAUGUUUGCUGGCAGAAAACACUUUACACCUGAAAAUGUUUUAACUGAUAAGCCACUGAAAUGUCAAGCUUAAUAGAAUGUAUCUUUUUUAAAUGCCCGUCUGUCUGUCUGUCUGUCUGUCUGUCUCUCUGUCUCAUUAGCCUCCAUCAGCGGCUGUACUGAGUUCAUGUUGUCCGUGAGAAAGUUUGUAUGCAUUGUUUCUCUGCAGGACAAAUGCAGUGCCUUUUUUUGUGGUGGGGCUACAUAAAGUAAUGCAGUGCAGGUUCCUUUUCUGGGGUUUUGUCUUGGGGUUUCAAGACAUUUGUAAAUCGGUUGAAAUCAAGUCACCGUCAGUUUUAACGCCACAAAGAUUCUUCUGUUCAAAUAAUGUUGGAAAGUGAAGGAAUCGAUGUAAGUGUGAUGAGACAAGCAGGGUUUUCUGUAAUGAUGUCCAAACUAGAGUCAAAUACAGCGUACGUAACAUUAUCUAGUGUUGAACACAAAAGUCUACAAUCUCAGUCUGAUAACAAAUGCAGUGAAAUCACAGUGAUGAUUUAACCCUGAUAUAGAAAAAAAGUGCUUUUGAGGAGAAACUGUGGUUUAUCCAGCAAAAAAAAUCUUUGUUUUGCAGAUGUUCCUUGUGCUGCAUUCUGGGUAACAAUACAUGUUUGUAUUUGUCUAUUAUUAAUAGGCUCCAUUAUACCCUUUUGUAUCACGAUUUUUGGACAAAAAUAAAGUUAACUAUUUUAAUUUGA